ACGUUCAAUAAAAUUGUAAGAAAAUUUUUCAUUUUCUGAAAAUAUAGGAUUUUUUUUGUUUGACCCUAAUGUCAUGAAAAUAAGGAUACAAGCCUGCUUAACUGUAGACAAAUUUUGUCUUUGUUUUGGAUUCAGGGGAUGGUUUAACAUCUUUUAGUCUUACAACAUCACACACUUGUAUGCACGAUGCACGAAAUAGUUGGUUAUAACUACAAAGUAACUAAAGCGGAUAGAAGCUUUUGAGUAACAUCCUUUGAUGAAUUUGAUAAGCUGUGAAAGUUCCAACAAGUUAGAGAUAUAAUGGGGGUGAAGGGUCUGUGGUCAUACAUUCAGGAACAUCAAGACAAGUAUUUUCAAGAUUGCAAACUUAAAGACACAAAGCUAGUAAUUGAUGGCUCGAAUUUACUAUAUUUCCUUUACAAUCAUUUUGAAAAAAAGAAUAUAUAUGGAGGAAAUUAUGACCACUUUUAUACAAAAUGUCGAGCCUUCUUCAAUACCUUGCUGAAAUGUAAGAUCUUACCAAUAGUGGUAUUUGAUGGAGCAGACGACCCAGACGAUAUGAAGUUGGAUACGAUUCUAAAACGUCUAGAUGUGCGAUUCAAUAGAGUUAAGAAAUGGAAAACAAAGGAAAUACUACCUAUACUAUCAAAGCCUCUUUUGUAUCAAAUUCUUGAUGAGCUGAAGGUUCCUCACAUUGCCACCGUGUAUGAGGCUGAUAAGGAAAUCGCAGUUUUAGCAAGCAGAUAUGAAUGCCCUGUGGUGACUAAUGACAGUGAUUUCUACGUGUAUGAUUUAAAAGGUGGAUCAAUUUCAAUGGAAUGCAUGAUCACAAAAGAGCAAACGGAUAUAAAUGGCAGUUUUUACAUACCGGUCAAACUUUACAGACGAGACGCUGUGUUUAAAGAUUUGUUCAAGAUGGAAAAUGACGAAUUAAUAUUUCCUGUAUUUGCAACAUUAACUGGAAACGAUUUUUUCAACCCUUCAUGUAUUACCCUAAACUACCCCAAUGAGUCAGGAAAAAAGAUGAGUUUUGCAAAGAGGAAUAUCCGUGAUGUUGCAAAAUAUAUAGAAAAGUUUGUGAGUGGACAGGUUGCAUAUGAUUACAUUUGUUCACAGUUAACUAAAAAAGAGCAGUUACCUCAAGCAGGGCAGUUAACUCAAGCAGAGCAGUUAACUCAAGCAGAGCAGUUAAGUGAAGCAGAGCAGUCAAGUGAAGCAGAACAGUCAAGUGAAGCAGAGCAGUCAAGUGAAGCAGAGCAGUCAAGUGAAGCAGAGCAGUCAAGUGAAGCAGAGCAGUCAACUGAAGCAGAGCAGUCAAGUGAAGCAGAGCAGUCAACUGAAGCAGAGCAGUCAACUAAACCAGAGCAGUCAACUAAACCAGAGCAGUCAACUAAACCAGGGCAGUUAACUCAAGCAGAGCAGUUUGAAUAUUCUGUCAAUAUGUAUCGUUACUCAAAACAAUUUACUCUAUUUGAUUUAGAAGCAUUUUAUUGGCCCCCAAAAAGGGAAAAAA
Molecule: messenger RNA, 1513 nt
Organism: Ruditapes philippinarum (Manila clam)
Lineage: Eukaryota; Metazoa; Mollusca; Bivalvia; Venerida; Veneridae
Product: protein asteroid homolog 1-like
Exons: 2
Molecular function (GO): nuclease activity
Source: RefSeq, a predicted model, not a curated record